AACCCUCAGUAAGCAAUCGUAAUACUGACUGUAUAUACUAUAUAUCAACGUUCCGCGUAACACGUUUAUAAACACGUGCACAUUAUAAAUCUUUAUAUUGGCAAAAGAACAGAAUAUAUAUUUUAAAAUGAAUGAAAAAGUAACAGCGAUGGAAGUUGACGAAAGUAAAACAGAGGAAGGCGUCGAUGCUUCGGAAAUGAGUUACGAGAACAAACUGCAGUUGGUGAAUGCUAUAGCCAAACCUAUGGCACCCAAGAAAUUAGCUAAGAAAAUCUACAAAUGUAUAAAAAAAGCCUCUAAGCAUAAGUCUUAUCUUCGCAAUGGCUUAAAAGAUGUGCAGAAGCACCUUCGUAAAGGAGAAACAGGGUUGGUUAUAUUUGCUGCUGAUGUAUUUCCUAUAGAAAUUAUGUGCCAUUUGCCAGUGGUAUGUGAGGACAAGAAUAUUCCAUAUUGUUAUACACCUUCAAGACAAGAUAUUGGUGCGGCAAUGGGUAUAAAUCGAGGUAGCCUUAUGGUACUCAUCAAAGAACAUCCAGAAUACAAGGAUCUAUAUACUGAAGUUAAAAGUGCAAUGGUAACACUUUCCGCACCUUUAUAACAUAAUAUAUAUCUUAUUGUGCAUAUUUUAUUCAGAAUAUAUUCUGUUCUACCAUAUGCUUAAAGAAAAUAUGUUUACACAGCAGCCCUAAGCCAGUUUUAGGCUAUUAUGUAACAUUAUCCUAGAUUUUAAUGUUUAUAACUUAUCAGUAAGUUACUAAAUAAGUUAUAUACAUAUAUACACACACACACACAAACAUCUUGACCGUUCUGUAAAUAUCAAACAAUACUAUCAUUAAUUAUAACAUUAUUGUCAUAUAUAUGUAUAUUUCUUAUAUGGUAUUUAUA
Dinoponera quadriceps is the source of this 885-nucleotide messenger RNA. It is a transcript of the gene NHP2, whose product is annotated as H/ACA ribonucleoprotein complex subunit 2-like protein. Gene Ontology annotation, molecular function: box H/ACA snoRNA binding. NCBI's taxonomy places the organism in Eukaryota, Metazoa, Arthropoda, Insecta, Hymenoptera, Formicidae. Gene Ontology annotation, cellular component: box H/ACA snoRNP complex. The record is from RefSeq and is a predicted model, not a curated record. Gene Ontology annotation, biological process: snRNA pseudouridine synthesis; rRNA pseudouridine synthesis. The coding region runs from base 128 to 598 and encodes 156 amino acids. The transcript has 3 exons.